AUGGAACUGCCUGGGAUGUCGGUAGUUCAUGACUAUGCUAUUUUGUACUCAAACAGGAUCACUCAAAAAGAUAAAAGGUGGACCGAUGGGAGGCUCCGUUUCUAUGAACUCAAUAGUAAGAUAGAGGUCUACUCCGAAGAACAGUUUUUAGUGGCCUCUGAUUUCUAUCCUUCAACCAAGAAGCUGCCCUUGGAGACAGGUGCUUUUGAGGAAGGAACAGGAUAUACAUUGCCAAGUGGAAAGUUAGUUGUGUCGUUUCAAGAGUAUUUGGGUUGUUCUGUACGCGACGUUUCGAAGAUCUUCAAGAAGGCCUCUACGAGGAAUAGGGACUCCAACGAGGCUUCAACCAACGCAGCAUUUGUCAAAAGCGAAACUCCAGUGAAGCUAGAAGAUGUCAGGUUUACAGGAAGUUUUUUGGAGGGCUCUGUGCCCAUGCCUGAGGAAUUAAGAGCACUUACCACUGAACCAAAGGUCUCAUCUUCAAUUGCCCCAACGCCAUCCAAAAGAAGAGUUGGUCUCAGCAAGACAAGGUCAACACGUAAAAAGCAAAGUGAUCUCAUGUCAUUCUCAAGUGGCCCAUCUGUGAGCGAUCGUUUACGAAUGUAUGCUCCAGGAAGGCUACCAAAAAUCCGAAGAAUCUAUCCACGCAGCUCAAAUCUAUAUAGGCGACUUUACAAAGAGCUUGCAGUGGGUGAGACCGUUGAGUCUGAUUCGUUGAUUAAAGUCCCCCAUGCUGGCCUAACGCAAGUCAAGCAGGAAUUCAGUCAUUAG
Messenger RNA from Candidozyma auris, 771 nucleotides. RefSeq lists its product as uncharacterized. The transcript has a single exon. Lineage: Eukaryota; Fungi; Ascomycota; Pichiomycetes; Serinales; Metschnikowiaceae. The coding region runs from base 1 to 771 and encodes 256 amino acids. The record is from RefSeq and is a predicted model, not a curated record.